UCAGAGCAUUUCCACAUCUUCGUUGGAGAUUUGAGCCCUGAUAUAGAAACCCACCAGCUUCGAGAUGCUUUCAAAAUUUUUGGAGAAAUUUCUGAUUGCAAGAUUAUUCGUGAUCCACAGACCCUCAAAUCUAAAGGCUAUGGCUUUGUCUCUUUCGUCAACAAAAUGGAUGCUGAGAAUGCAAUUGGUAACAUGAACGGACAAUGGAUUGGAAGCCGACCCAUCAGAACCAACUGGGCCACCCGGAAACCCCCCGCACCAACCGUCAAAGAAUCAAGAUGGCCUCCAGGAAGCGAAGGUUCAGACGUAAAACAGUUGUCAUUUGAUGAAGUUUUUAACCAAUCCAGUGCUACCAAUUGUACUGUAUAUUGUGGUGGUGUAACUAAUGGAUUAAAUGAGGAAGUUAUGAGGAAAACAUUCACAUCCUAUGGUAAUAUUCAAGAAAUUAGAGUUUUUAAAGACAAAGGAUAUGCCUUCAUCAGAUUUGGUUCAAAAGAUGCUGCUACAAAUGCUAUUUGUGGUGUCCAUGGAACUACCGUUAUGGAACAACAGGUUAAAUGUUCCUGGGGUAAAGAAUCCAAUGACCCU
Messenger RNA from Lottia gigantea (owl limpet), 588 nucleotides. RefSeq lists its product as hypothetical. Lineage: Eukaryota; Metazoa; Mollusca; Gastropoda; Lottiidae. The annotation marks the transcript as partial. The transcript is spliced from 6 exons. Gene Ontology annotation, molecular function: RNA binding. The record is from RefSeq and is a predicted model, not a curated record.